AUGAAGUUCCAUAAACAAAUAAAAUCUAUUCUUUCUACCCAAGAGAAUUUUGAUAAUAUACAACUAUUUAGUAGUCAGGAGGCUGUCAAUCAAAUGAACAUGGUCAUUCCGUUGUUUCCAGACCAAUCUGAUGAACUUCGGUCUGGAAAUGGAGAUAGUGAGCAGAAUUGGAGAAAUCAAGGUGAUGUUCAUAUCGAUCAUUCAGUACCGUGCAGUUUAAAUGAAGAUUGGAUUGAUUGUAAAUCGGAUGGUGAAUCUCAGCAGUCUGUCUCGUCAUUUGGUAAUACAUGCACUACUGGAUCUGAGCCAAAGCAUUUCGAAUCCGCAACGAGUUCAAUGCAGACGUCGUCCCAGUUUAUGAAUGAGAAACACAGUUUCAUUGAUGAGCAACCAUUUCCUAGCUUUACAGAGCCUGCAGAUAUUGAAAGUCGUAUGGAAAAGGCUUUUGAUUCUCUAAUUUCAGAAAAUGUUCUAACUAUCACUGAUGAAAAGAGAGGUAAAAACACAUCGACACAAUGUGUUUCAACAAAGGAAAGCGUUAUUGAUAAGAAUCAGCACAUACCAUUUUGUGUUUCAAGAACUAUGGGUAAAAAUAAGAAUGGUUUGAUGGGUGCUAAUAUGCAUGUUCUCGAUGUAAGAAAUGACAAAUACUGUAAAAAAAAUACAAAAACUCAGACGCCAAAAGGUAGUAAGAGAGCACUCCAUAGUAUUGUUGAAAAGAAAUACAGAACAAACAUUAAUGAGAGGUUAGCUGAACUUAAAAAUACUGUUCCAACAAUCCGUUAUACCUAUAAAAAGCUAUGCAAUAUACCUUUGACAGAAGCAGAUCAUCGGCAAUUAAAUGGUAUGGAACCAGCUAGAAAACUUAAUAAAGCAUCAAUCUUGCACAAAGCUACAGAGUAUAUCAAAUUUCUUGAAAAUGAAAACUCUGAUCUGAAAGCUGAAAAUGCAAGAUUGCAAAACAUCAUAAACUUGUCCUUUAACCUACAACAAAGAAUUACGCCACUGAAUAUGUAA
Molecule: messenger RNA, 1017 nt
Organism: Nakaseomyces glabratus
Lineage: Eukaryota; Fungi; Ascomycota; Saccharomycetes; Saccharomycetales; Saccharomycetaceae
Gene: HMS1
Product: Hms1p
Molecular function (GO): protein dimerization activity
Source: RefSeq, a predicted model, not a curated record